Molecule: messenger RNA, 9639 nt
Organism: Plasmodium gonderi
Lineage: Eukaryota; Apicomplexa; Aconoidasida; Haemosporida; Plasmodiidae
Exons: 1
Coding region: 1-9639 (3212 amino acids)
Source: RefSeq, a predicted model, not a curated record
AUGAACAGCAUUAAAUGCUACGGUCGUUUUUUGCCUGGGUCUAAUUUAGACAAUGAUAGACUAGAAGAAAAAUAUUUCUUGAAAAGAGAACAAAAUUUAACAAAAGUUUUCGGAGAAAAUAUAUCCAAUUUGAAAAUUUAUAAUGUUUUACUUAAAAAAAGAAUAAAAAAUAUUUCAGAUGGGAUAAAUAAUUUAUUUAUUAUUUUAAGCAAUGAAAAAAAGGAUUCAGCUAUGUUUACUGUAGGAGGUAGAUAUACUACUCCCUUUGGUAUUCUUUUAUAUUUGAUUAACGAUUUGCUAUAUAAUGAUAAGUCCAAUUAUAAAUAUCUCAUUAAGUUUAGUUUUUUCGAAAUAAUCAAAAAUAGAGUGAAUGAUAAGUUGAAGAGAUACAUCCUUCCUCAGAAUAAUAUCAUCGACGUUGACAGCUCCUUAGGGAAUUUGAACGGAGGUUACAGUUGGUUAAGCAACACUUACAGAAUAAACCAAGAGAAUGUCAGUUCUUCCAAGUUACACUCUUUAAAAUAUAAAUGGAAUAGGGUUCAACACAAAAGUCGAAGUUGUAGCAUUGACAAUUCAGAAAAGUUGACAAGAGAAACUUGUCUAACGAAUCAGAAAUUGGCAGAAAAGGAAUUCAAUAACUGUACGGAAAGUGCUCAUGUAGACAAUUUUAUACAAAGGAAGAAAGAAGAAAAGUAUCACAAGAUCUAUACUAAGAAGAAGGGCACAAGGGAAUGGGACCCAAGUAGCGUAAAAAAGGUGUAUUUAACUACACAGAACAUAAAGCAUAUCUUUAAAAUAUUACGCAAAAGUAGGAAAGGCAAAUGUGGGAUGGAUGAAGAGGUAAAGAAUAUGCACAAUAAUAUUACAUAUGAAAUUUAUGAAUUCAACACAGAAAGGAUCAAUAGAUUGAAUUAUAACACGGAGGAUGUAGUAAACUCUUCGAUAAUCAUCAUAGUAGUUAAUAACGUCAAAGAGGCGUAUUCAUUGAAGAGAAGUUCUUUAUCUAAUUUUUUUCAGUUCUUUUUAAAAAUAAAAGAAAAUAAUUAUUGUCUAAGGGACAUAAAUCUGAAUUAUAUAAAAACGAAAUCCCUCAUAAUUAAAUACUUAUAUAAUUUAUACAAAUUAGAUCACAUAAGAGGCAGCGAAUCAAGGAUAAUUUUUUUUCCAUUUGAGCUAAAUUUUUUAUACAUAUCAAGCAAUUUCAACAAAUAUAGAAAAGUUUGCGAAUUUAUUUAUUCUUAUUUAAAAAUUCUGAACAAGUCAGAAUAUUUUGUAAAACCUAAUAGGAAGAUUAAAUACGUGAAAAGUGAGUUUCACAAAAUAGAUGAAAAUAUUUACAUGCUUAAAUGUAUGUUAAAUUAUUACAGCAGAUUUAAGUUAUCUGAAGAGGAAAUAAAUUGGAGAUGUAAGGACAUAAGAAAUUAUCUCAUAGAACUAGAGACAUCUGUCAUAUGUGGUGCUAAAAUAAGGGGACCCAGUUAUACAUCCAUUGAAAAUAGAAUAAAUAACAUUUUAAACCUUUGUAGGUACAGUACAUCCGAGACGGAUGAAUGGAACCAAAUAGGAAGAAGAAAUUCUUUUUAUCAGAAAAAUGAAAGCAUACCUUUUUUUAGCAAGCCAAGGGGGAGAGGAGGAGGCUCCAGUAGCGGGAAGGACUUAGAAAAAGAACAUGACGAAAAAUGUGAAGCAAAAUAUGACGAAAAAUGUGAAGCAAAAUAUGACGAAAAAUGUGAAGCAAAAUAUGACGAAAAAUGUGAAGCAAAAUAUGACGAAAACUGUGAAGCAAAACGUGACGAAAAAUAUGAAGCAAAAUAUGACGAAAAACGCGAAGACGAGUUCGGAGAAAAAUCUGAAGAUAGUGAGAUAUCCCAAAGAUCUAGAAGAAUGAAGAAUAGCGCAAAUCUAGGGAUACAUAAUGCAAGGAAUGAAAAAAACAUACAUGGUAUAAAUAACGACAAAAAAUAUAUGAAUACAAUACUUUUAAAAUUAAAUAUGUGCAGAGAAGAUAGAAUAAAUCUAGUUAAAAGUGGGGGGGGCGAACCCAGAAUUGAUACUGAUUUCUCAAACUGCAAAAAAAAUAAUGAAAAUUGUUACACACACUUCAGAGAGAAAAAAAAAGAAAUAACAUUGAAAGAUCACAGUUCACCAAGAAAACGUAAUAAAUCAAAACAUAGAAUUAGUAGAACGUAUGUAGAAUAUGCAAAUAACAAUAAUGAUGUCUACAAUACAAAUGAUGAUUCGUCAGUAGAUCGCAUAAAACUACAUCUUCAUAGUGGUAGGAAUUUUUUACAUGCACUUCAUUUUGAUGACAAUAAUUCGAGUCCUUCCUUUAAAAAAAAUUCCUUUAAGAAGAAUUCUAUAUUUACAAAUAAAAUGGACCCACAAAGUAGUGAAAUAGAAUACAAAAAUAUGUUCAAUAACUCCAUGAGGUAUGAUAAUUUAUAUGACAAAUCCAUUAUAAAUCAUAAGGGGAAAGAAAAAAAGUUUCAUUCCAGUAGCAUCUUUGGCACAUCUUAUUUGAACAAGUCAGAUAGCUCGUGUGACGAAAAUGGUGACAGUGUUGAAACCUUUUUAAACAAUAUUGAAAAAAAUAAAAAAUUUCUAAAAAAUAUUUCUGAGUUAAAUUCGUGUAUUAAAAAAAAUAGGAAGAUUGACAAGAGAGCAAAAGGCUUACUCGAGAAAGUCGAAAAGUGUCUCAUGGGUGAAACGUGUGAAAGUAAGUUCAAAACGGAGUUGAAAGAGAAGAAGGGGAUGCGUUACGCAAAUGGAAUAAUUGAUAAUUAUCAGAAAAUUGGAAAAGGUGAAAAAUCGAUGAAUGAAAAAACAGACGAAGAAAAGGAAACCAAAAAAUUGAAGAAAAAAACAUUGUUAAGAGAAAGUGCCCUAUCGACGCAUAUGAGUGGGAUAAAUAAUCUGAUCUGUUCAGGAAAACGAACAAAAUCAAGAAAAGCAGUUAACAUUGUCAAUACAUUAGAAAAAAUUAAAAAUGAGAAUAGUCACAUAACGAGAUCAAACACAACGAACAAUCUUACUUCUCUCAUAUCAGGUAGAAAGAAAAAUAAAGACAAAUUUUAUGACUCGGAUAAUUUUUCCCCAAAGCUUAAUCACACAAGUUAUUUUCACGACACCUUCAGGGGUAAUUCUUCCGUAGAUAUUGCAAAAAAUGAAAUUAAAUCAAUAUAUGCAAAUAUUCCCGUUGAAGGACAUAAUGGAAAAAAUUUUGAUAACGAAAAUGGAAUGUCUGAUAAAUUUUAUGACGAAGAAAAAAAAAAAAAUGUUCGAAGAUGUGGGAAAUACCCUUUUCAUUUAAAUAGUUGUGAACCAAUUAAUAAGAGUGCAGAGCCCAUUUUUCCCCGUGGAAAAAAAAGGGAUAAUAAUAUAUUUUUAGAAGAAAAUAAAAUUAGUGACUUUGAUUUGAAAAAUAAUUCGUGGAGUCAGAAUGAUGGAUGUAAAAAAAAAGAAAUAAAAAAGGAAAACAGAAAAUUGACGGAGGGGAAAGUCAUGCUUGACGAAAAGUCUACUAAUUGCAAUCUUCAUAAUGCCAUUAUGCACCACGGAAAAUUAAAAUGUGAGAGAAAAUCCAGUAGUACACAGAGUAGCUUACAUAAGCAUUCAUCUUAUAGUAUGGAUUGUCCUAGUAUAGCUGAUGAGCAGAUCAAAGGAAUAGAAGAAGAGGGAGACGGAGAUGGAGAGAAAGAGGAAGAAACAUGUGGAAAUCACUCGGAUGAAAGUGUGUUUUCAUUUUCAUCAAAAAAUAGAAAUACUUCAAGCAAAUGUAACUAUUACUCUAGCAGUCACGUUUUCAAUGAUGAGAUAAAGGGAAAUUACAAAUCAAACAAAGAUAAUAUCUGUAAAACAUCUCCAAAUGGAAUAAAAAGACAUGCAAUAAAUAACUGUAACAAAAUAACAAAGAUGGAGAGAAAUAAAAACAGUAAUUGGAAUUCUAUGCGUAAAGAUGUCAUGGUAAUGACUAGUUCAAAUUUUGAUUCAGGGCAUGAAUGUCUCAGCAGCAGCAGAAGCGGUGAUGCCAGCGUAGAACCACUUGAUAAAAGUAUUAUGGACUACCAUAACAAUUUUAAAAAAUUAUUAAAAAAUUAUAAUAAUUUGCUGAGAAGAAGACACGAAGACAAUAGUAGCGAUUUGGAGUUUUUGAAAAAGAUAAAAUUUGCAAAGGGAAUCUUAAGAGAAUACAAAAAAGUUCUGAGCACUAAAUGGAAUAGCAAAAGCAAUCAUUGCUUGUUGUUACAAGAAAUUAUUUCAAGUGAAUUUGCAAGUUUAAUAGAAAUGUUUAAGAAGAAGUGUGGACGAAGUGGUUGCAGUAAACACGAAAGCUUUGUGAAUAUAUGUAAUAAUUGCAAAAAUGAUUUUUUAAAAAAAAAUAGCAAAACUCAGAGUGAAAGAACCUUUAUAGGAGUACCACACAGGAUCAAUGAAGGAAGUGAGGGAAACACAAACUAUUUAAAGGAGGAUCAAAUACCUUCUGCUAGACCUAAUCUAGAUGAUAUUGAAGGUGCGAAUAUGAACAAAAAUGUGGAUGCAAAUUUGGAUGAUAAUGUGGAUGCAAAUUUGGAUGAUAAUAUGGAUGCACAAUUGGAUGAUAAUAUGGAUGCACAAUUGGAUGAUAAUGUGGAUGCAAAUUUGGAUGAUAAUAUGGAUGCACAAUUGGAUGAUAAUAUGGAUGCACAAUUGGAUGAUAAUGUGGAUGCAAAUUUGGAUGAUAAUGUGGAUGCAAAUUUGGAUGACAAUGUGUACGAAAAUAUGGAUUAUAAUGUGGAUGCAAAUUUGGAUGACAAUGUGUACGAAAAUAUGGAUUAUAAUGUGGAUAGGUAUGAAAAUGAAGAACACCCUAAUGGGAAUUGUAGCACUACUGUUUUCAGCGUUGCUAAAAAUGAAGACAGGGACUCGUAUCACAAAACAAAUGACAAUUUGAAGGAAAGUAAUUCUGGCAAUUUUUUUGAGACAGAAAUUGAGAAUAAUCACGCUCUUACAGGGGGCUGUUUCGAAUUGGAAGAACUCCAAUUGCGAACCUUAGCAAGCGCGGAAGGAAAAAUAUUUGAUAAAAAAGAAAGAAGCAUAAAUUCUUCUACUCAUUGUUAUAGAGAAAAUAUUUCUAUUGGUGAACUUUCACAUAUGGAUAAUUACAUUACUUUUAGUCAAAGUGAUAAAUCUAACCGUUCUGAGAAGCAAAAAAAUGUGAAAGAUGAAAACACUUGCAUGCACAAUGUAACUUUUGACAAGUCACAAAAUGAAAUAGACAUUAUCUCGAAGGACAAUUACACCUUAAAAUCGCAUGAUAGGAAAAACACUCCCAUUUGCAUUGAUGAUAUCAAAAUAAAGAACUCAAAUAGAGAAGAAAAAAAGAACAAGAUUAGGAAUGUGUCACACAAGAAGAUGCACAGAUACAACGGAAUAGGAAACUUUCAUAAGGACGAAAUUUGUACACAGAAAAAUUUCAACUCAUAUUUGAGCCAAGUUGAAGAUAUAUGGAUAAAAAACUGCUUCAUGCUAGAUGAGAAGAAAAUACCCGGCUGUCCACGUGUAGAAGAAUCUAGAAAUAUGCGUUAUAUUAUCCAUAAAAUAAAGAGAAAAAAAGAAAUUCUGAAAAGGAGUAUAAAAGUAGAGGGUAAUAAAUUAAAUAAAAUUUCCUUAAAAAAAAAAAAGUUAAUGUACUUCAUUUUGAGGGCAAUAGAAGGAGGAGAAAAGGAUGAAGAACUUAUUGGGGUUGUGAAAAGUACUAUUUUUAAGAUGGAAUAUUUUGAGCAGAAAAAAUUAAAUAAACUGAAGAAAAUAAAAAACGAAUUUACAAGAUUAAAUGAUUUAGAAAAAAAUAUUUUAAGUGACUUUUUAAUGAAGAAAAGGCAACUUGUUGUAAAAAAAGACAAAGAAAGGGAACUAUAUAGCAAAAUUGUAAAACAGAUAAGAGAUGAAAACGACGACCUGGACGCUGAAAACAUUUGUCAGAAUUAUGCCAACCAUUUGAACAAAAAAAAAAACAUUAUUGAAGAAAAAAAAAUUGAGGAUGUACAUGGUAAUGUAGGUAAAAAUAUAGAAAACAUUUUUGAAAAGAAAUUGCAAAAAGACCAUCAAAAAAAUAGUGUGCAUACGUUCCGCGAUGGUAAAAAAAAUGAAAAAAAAAAAUCCUGUGCACAUGUGCACGCAUCUCGCAAGAGCUGUAUUUGCAACAGUGCUCACAUUAUAAAUUUCCAAAAUAGAGAAGGCAAAAAUUUAACUGUUUUUUCGGACUUGUCUGGAAAAUUAAAAAAAAAAAAUCAAGAAAAACAGGAAAAGAAGGAAAAGAAGGAAAAAAAAUGCAAGACUUCACCAUUAGACGGGGAAAGCACUAGACUAUUUGCACAUCCCUUUAAUGAGGCGACGUUGUGUGAUGCUGAUCUCUGUGAAAAAAAUUCAAAUGAACACAUAUCGCUGAUCAAAGGGUCACGGCAAAGUGUGCCCAAAACUAGGACCCAUUUAGCUCAAAAUAGUCAACUCAAAGUGGGGCAAAAAAUAAAAAAUCUAAAUAACAGCAUUAAAAAUUUCCACAAUAGUGGCAGUAGUAACACUGAUAAGUGGUGGGGAAAAGGUUCCAUUCCAGUGAAUAACCCGAAGAAACCAUUGACAAUUUAUCAAUAUUGUAAGGAUACUCCAAUCCAAAGGAGGAAAGCAACGAAGAGUUGUUCGAAAGUGAGAUUAAAUCUAUAUGAUAGGGACGAGUUAUAUUUAGAACAUUCCCCUUCUUUAUGUGACAAGAAUUCAGAGGGGAAAUAUUCAAAAGGAGACAGUGGCUCUUCAAAUAAAAGAGGUAAAAAUAUAAGUACAGCUUACAGAAAUAGGGACAAGAGUAAUUUUUUUCCCAAUUCGUGCAAUAGUUAUAUAUUUGAUGAAAAAUUAAAGGGAAAAAGAAAUAAUAACUCAGGUCAAUCUUAUGAUAAUCCGUUGGAAGAUCAAAACAGAGUUUCCCCCAAGGGGAGCCAUGUGAAGAAACACAAAAUUGAAAAAAUAGGAAAUUCAAAAUUUAAUCCAUUUUACAUCUCCAAGAGGUGUAGAAGUUGCAAAAGAGAAAAAUUUUGCUCCGGUGAAAUUAUCGAAAACUUUAAGAACCAUUUCAAGGUUGGACUAAAAGUUCCACUCACUUCUAACAUUAGAAAAAACGAAAAAAGAAACAAAAAAGAAAAUAAAAAAAAAGUAUCCGAUAAGUUGGAAAAAAAGAAAAUUAAGAUUAUCCCUAAAAACGAGAAUAGAAGUGGUAAGAAAAACUCCUUUUUUGGAAAAAAUUUGAUGGGAGUCAUAACAGAAGACAGAAAUCAAAACAACAAAAUUGAGAGUAAUUCUUUAGUAGAAAAAAAAAAUAAUUUUCAAGUAAAUAUUAAAAUGUUAGACGAACAAAAGGAUAAAAUGAGAGGCAAUAAUUUGCAUAGAAAAGGUCUAUUUCAUAAGGAAAACAUCAAAAGGGAAAAUGAAUCUUUAGAAAAAUUUCCAACCAGUUAUACCCCAUUUGGGAAUGCACAAUAUGAAGAUGAAUAUCCAAGAUUUACUCCACAUUCUCCGAUUUUCUAUCCCCGAAAUGUGGAAUUGCCAUAUUAUCAUGAAAACAUUAAUAAAACUAUGCACAACAAUAAUAGAAACAUCUUCCCCAUCUAUAAAGGUAAAAAUUAUGAAGAAGAAAGAAACAAGUACAAUAGAGACCAAUUAGGAUUUGUAGAAAUGAAAAGGAAAGAAAACAAAUUUAGUUGUAGAAAUGUGAAAAAGAAAUUAAUACAUGAAGGAGAUGAUGAUAAAAAUGUGGAAAAAAUUUCAAUUAAAACGAUUAUUAAUAGACCAAGAGAAAAAACAAUUCCUUGCAUUAAUUACGAUACAGAUAGUUAUAACAUUAAAUUAGGGUGGUGGAAUUGGGGAAAAAAAUCUAAACUAUUCUCAAAUAUAGAAAGAUAUAAAGAAAAUAUUAAAAAGAAAUAUUAUGAAAACAGAAAAUUUUGUAAAAAUAGAUCAUUCAGUACUUCGACGAGUAAAUAUUUUACAAAAUUUCAACCAAAUGAAUAUCUAUACAUUCCUGUAACGAAUAAAAAUUACUUUAAGAGUAAAACCUCGCUUAAAAUUAGAAGCAAUCCAGUAAGUGAUUUUCAUAAGCUAAAUUUAAAACCUAUAACUGGAUUUAUGCAAUCCUAUAAAAAGGAAAAAGAAAGACAAAGACAAGUCCCACGCUCAGUUAUUAGGGUGUCUACAAUACCAUACGUUAUGGAUGAUUAUAAUAAACACAAGGGAAAUCAAAAUAUGGGGAAAAGGAUGAGAAAUAAAGUAGGUUUAAGCAUGGGGGAAUCCAAAAUUCUGCUUCCAGAUGAAGACGAAUCAGAUUUUAAUAAUACAUCGGGUUUUUUUGCUAAGAUCUCUAAAAACAAUAUUACUACAAACAGGGGCUCCAAAAGGGGAAAAUCCCUCAAACGCAAAAAUAGUUUCUCCAAUAGUGCCAUCUCAAGUGAUGAAACAACAUCCAAGGGAAUUUUAUUUAAGUACAAAAAAAAACAACUCCAUAAAAAAGAUAUAACGAAAAGAAAUGUAGAUAGCUUAAAUGGGGAUAAUAAAAUUACAGCCAAGUUAAGCAAUAUUGGGUAUAUGGGAAAUGAGGCAAGGAAUCACAUUUAUAAACACGGUGAAUUGCAUAGUGAUGAUGAAGAAGAUAAUUCCUACGACGAGUUAGACCAAACAAGGGACGAAAAAAAGACCAUGGUUAAUGUAAGGAAGUACAGAAUUUGCUCGGUGGAGUCGAUCUUAUCUGAGAGGAGUAUCCCAGAGAAAUGCCCAUCUGAGAGAAUACCCAUGGAACACAAUUCAGUGAUGUCGCAGAUAACAUCUGGAAGUAGCGAAAGAAACAACCAUGGAAUAGAAAAAUCUAUAAAUAAAUUCAAUAUCAACCGAAAAUCUAAGAAAACAGUGAAUCACCUCGAUGGGGAAACAUCUAUGUAUUCUACCAUAUCCCAAUGUAGCAACGUAUCAAAAGAACAGAACAUCAACAAAGGGAAUGAUAAUAGUUGUUACAAUACAUCUUCAUUCAACUCUGAAAACGAGAUAAUGCAAAAUUAUAUGAAAAAAAUUCCUGAUAUUUCUAUGGAUCAAUGUGAUAAAUUAUCAAAUUAUGAACAACAUGGAGAUGAGAAAAAAAAAAAGUUGUCCAGAAAGAACUGUUAUAAAAAAAACGUGAAAGAAAAUGAUAAAAGAGACUGUUGUGAAUAUAUAACUAAUGAUGAGGAGACAUAUUUGAAUAUGUAUCCUGAAGAUUAUGUAAAAAAACAGAAUGAAUUAAGUGAAAAUUUAUACAAAAUGAACUGUAACGAAAGCGAUGGGGAAAAUUUAUCUUUCGGUUCAGUUGAACAAAUUUCAGAAGAAGAGUUAAACAAAAACCAGUUUCAUACAAAUAGAAUAGAGAGAGGGAAUUUCUCACAGUAUGAUACUUAUUAUAGGAAAAAUAAUCCCCCCCAUAAAAAACACUGUUAUAAAAAACUUCAGAAUAAUUCACAUCAUCAUACAAAUGAUGAAUAUUACGAAGGGCUCAAUAAAGAUAGUACCCACCUUAAAGAACAAAAUAAAAUCAUUGACAAAUCUGAUUACAUAGAAAAGCAGUAUGAUGAGUAUUAUUACAAUAAAUAG